Messenger RNA from Cebus imitator (Panamanian white-faced capuchin), 1051 nucleotides. It is a transcript of the gene OPRPN, whose product is annotated as opiorphin prepropeptide. The transcript is spliced from 3 exons. Lineage: Eukaryota; Metazoa; Chordata; Mammalia; Primates; Cebidae. The record is from RefSeq and is a predicted model, not a curated record. Gene Ontology annotation, molecular function: endopeptidase inhibitor activity. Bases 177 to 923 code for a protein of 248 amino acids. Gene Ontology annotation, biological process: regulation of sensory perception of pain.
CUUAACUCCAAUAAAAAUCCAGACAGAGGUAUUUAAGAAGAAAGGCCUUCUAUCAAAGUUCUUUCUCUUCUUGGACUUUUAAAUAGUGACUACCUAAAUUGAAUAUCGGGCAAGAGUAAGAUUAAGCAGUAGUUUGUUCCAAAGAAGAAUCUUCUACCAAGGAGCAACUUUAAAGAAUGAAAUUAACUUUUCUCUUGGGCCUGUUGGCUCUUACUUCAUGUUUCAUGCCCAGUGAGAGUCAAAGAUUCCCUGGAAGACCAUAUCUAUCUGGCCAGCGGCCACCACCUCCACCUUAUAGGCCAAGAUGGGUUCCACCAAGUCCCCCACCUCCCUAUGGCUCAAGACUUAAUUCACCACUUUCUCUUCUCUUUGUUCGAGGGCGAGUUCCACCAUCUUCUUUUUCUCAGUUUAGCCAGGCAGUCAUUCUAUCUCAACUCUUUCCAUUGGAACCUAUUGGACAACCUCGACUCUUUCCGGGUUAUCCAAACCUACAUUUCCCACUAAGACCUUACUAUGUAGGACCUUUUAGGAUAUCAAAACCCCCAUUUCCUCCUAUUCCUUUUUAUUUUGCUAUUUACCUUCCCAUCUCUAACCCUAAACCCCAAAUAAAUACCACCACCGCAGAUAAAACAAUCACCGCAAAUCCGCCUACCACCGCAACAGCGACCUCCAACACAUCCACAAAACAUACAAUGACAGUCACCUCUUCAACAGUACCUAUCUCUUCAACACCAGAUCCUGCUGCCUUCAUAUCAGCAGCAACCCCCACAGCACCUACUGAAAAUAGUACUCAAAUUCUCACCAACCCUCCUCACACUGUAUUGCUCAGUGCCACUGUCCAAGUUACGGCUUCCAACCAAACUACAUUCAGCAGCACAAUCCCUAAAAGUUUUUGGCAAAAACUUUUUGACAUUUUUGGUUGAAGAUGCAAGAAAUGAUAUUUUCCAAACUGCUCUGAUAUCUGAGAAGAAAUAAACUGCGAUAAUUUUGAUGGAACCAACCCUGACCUAACCAGCACACCAAAUAAAUAAAGUAUUUGAGUAGUAAUAUG